UUGAGAGUCUUACACAACCACGACAAAAUGGCUUCCACCACCGCAAUCAAGUCCGACUGGGCUGAAGAUGACAAUGUAGACGAGCUCCCGCCCACAACAGAGACCACCUCGCCCGACGGGAUCACGACGAUCGUGAGCUGGAAGUUUGACGAGCACGACCAGAAGGUCAAGGUCACGCGGAGAGUGCGGCGCAAGGUGCAGACCACGCUCGUGUCGCACACUGUCGCGGAGAGGAAGCACUGGGCCAAGUUCGGCGACGACAAGGGCAAGCCGUCCGGCCCCGACCGCCAGACGACCAUCAUCGGCGAGAACAUCUUCUUCAAGGUCUCGGCCGUGAACAAGGCUGCUGCCGAGGCGGCUGCCGCUGCCGCCGCCGACGCCGCGGCCGCCGACAAGCAGCCGGCGGGCAAGGCCGUCGUCUGUCGUCUCUGCAAGGGCGGCCACUUCACCGCCAAGUGCCCGUACCGCGAGCAGCUCGCCGAGCUGGACAGCGCCGCUGCGGCUCUGGACGACGAGGAGGCCGGCGCUGGGCCCGCAGUUGGCGGCCCGGCUCCCGGGGGCCUCGCGCGCGCGGGGCUCGGUGGACCAGGCGGCAAGUACGUUCCCCCCUCGCAGCGUGGCCUUGGCGGCGCAGGCGAGAGCAUGUUCCGUUCUCGUGACGACCUGCCCACGCUGCGUGUCACGUCGCUGUCGUACGACGCCGAGGACGACGACCUGCGCUCGCUCUUCGAGCCCUUCGCCAAGACGGGCCGUCUGGCGCGUGCCAACGUCGUGCGCGACCGCGAGACCCGCGAGAGCAAGGGUUUCGGCUUCGUCUCGUUCGAGAGCCGCAAGGACGCCGAGACGGCCCUCCAGAAGAUGAACGGCUACGGUUACGACUCGCUCAUCCUCAACGUGUCGUGGUCGCAGCCCCGUGAGCCCAGGCAGGGUCCUUGAGCUAGCGAGUGAGCAGCGAGGGUCGCGAGCGCAGCGGCGAGCGAACUCGCGGGGAUGAGGCGUACGCGCUCUCGACUCUCGAGAUCCGACACGCCCACCCCCACCUGUGACAUAGACGAAAAACCGAGCGGCGUUAUGUAGACCCUCGGAGAUGCAUUGCAUGCUGGGAG
Vanrija pseudolonga is the source of this 1106-nucleotide messenger RNA. RefSeq names its product Eukaryotic translation initiation factor 3 subunit G (gene TIF35). Lineage: Eukaryota; Fungi; Basidiomycota; Tremellomycetes; Trichosporonales; Trichosporonaceae. The record is from RefSeq and is a predicted model, not a curated record. Gene Ontology annotation, cellular component: cytoplasm; eukaryotic translation initiation factor 3 complex. Gene Ontology annotation, molecular function: RNA binding; translation initiation factor activity. The transcript has 4 exons. The coding region runs from base 28 to 936 and encodes 302 amino acids.